AUGCAACGUGGAAAUUAUGAUAACGUUCAUCAACGUUGUGAUGACUUUGUAAUAGAUAUAGAACCUUAUCAUCCUGUUACCUCUUCUGGUGGUGCAUCAUCUUAUAGUACCGGAGGUACUACCACCAUGUCCACUAAUUUGUCAUCUCAACCUUCAACUACCUCGUUUACCUUCACAAAUCCUAUUACAUUAGAUGGUAAAUUAGGCAAAAAAAUACGUGACCUUGAAUUUCAUAAUCGUCAUCAAUCAGAUCAGUUAAAAUCAAUCCUUUGGGAACGGGAUGAUUUAAAGUAUAGAAAUCAUGAAUUGGAAACUAAAAUUAAAGUUUUACAAGAUCAGAUUAAUCAAUCUGGUCAAUUCCUUGAAGAAUGUGAAUCUUUAAAAAAUCAAAAUGAAAGUUUACAUAAUGGAGUUCGUCAAUUACAAUCUAUGAUCAUCACUUCAAAUAAAGAACGUGAUGAUAUAAGAGGAAAAUAUCAAUUAUUAGA
Messenger RNA from Dentiscutata heterogama, 488 nucleotides. The record is from the annotation of a GenBank genome assembly. Lineage: Eukaryota; Fungi; Glomeromycota; Glomeromycetes; Diversisporales; Gigasporaceae.